UUCCAUGGUUCAUUCAGUUGUGCCUCGGGCCGGGUGGUGUUGUGUGUGCCGCUCACGUAGGAUAAGUCCAUGGCUGAACUAAUCCGUGUUAUAGCCAGGGACGUGAAUGGAAACCUGUUGCUGCCUUGAAAAGUGGUGACCAUGGAAACUAUUGCAUUUCACACUGAAAACCAAUCAAGAAGACGGAUUUUACGGUACUCUAUGUGAUUUUAUAUAUAUAAAGUUGCGAUGUUAGAUACGACAUCAUGAAAUUAUAAUCUGGAUUUCUUAUCGUUUGCAUUCCUGUUAUGAGAAUACCCGAUAUACAGUCCUCCAAGUGAUAAGCGUGUCAAAAUGAAUAUAGAUAAGGUGGCAAACACGCCUCCGCUGGCCAUGUCGGAAGGCUGGCCAGCAAAGGACAUAACUUUGAGUGGUAGCCAGGAAGCCGCCUCCAACGAAAGUGCGGUGAAAACAGGUGGAGGCGCUGCCGUGUCUGAAGAAAAACCAGAGCGACAUAACGUCGCUGAUCCCUCCCAGUCACCGGCCCACCAACGCCCGGCCACCUCGCCCUUCCUACCCGUUGACCCAAAGCCAUCCCCUCGCCUCUUGGCGGUCCAAGAGGAUGAAGCCGGGGAUUCUGACUCCGAUGAUCCCAGCCAGGCGAAGACGCUGGCCUCGAAGACGGCGUCUUUCUAUAUCGGUGGCGACGAAACACGAUCGCCGCCGCCGCCUCGAGUCGGAAAGCAGAAUCCGGUGACUACUGCCGCGCCGGCUGCCCCGUGGAAGGUGCCGGGAGAGGGGACUGCGGUGGUAGAGUUCACUCCUCCUGACGGAGGGUACAGCUGGGUGGUCGCGCUGGCCGCCUGCUUUAUUAACCUCUGGAUUAUUGGCUUCGUCAAGAGCUACGGUGUUCUCUAUGUAGCGAUUCGUGAAGCGUUUCCUGAGGCAUCAGCGUACCACAUCUCUUGGUUGCCUUCCCUCCUCUCCACCGUUGGCCUCCUUACAGCUCCCGUCACGGGCAUCAUGUGCCGACGCUUCACUUCGCGAAAAGUGUCCUUCUUCGGUGGUUUCCUCUGCUUCUUGGGGCUCCUGCUGGGGUCACAGGCCGUCAACAUAAACCACCUCAUCUUCUCUGUCGGCCUUCUUACGGGUCUGGGCUCCGGCAUCACCACAACGUCAGGGAUCCUCAUCGUCUCUCUUUACUUCGAGCGUCGGCGCACCUUCGGCUCUUCCAUUUGUCUCUCCGGAAAUGCUUUGGGGGGCUUCUUCUUGCCACCGGUAGUGGACCACCUUCUGAAGACCUACGGGCUGCGAGGUGCCUUGCUCAUUUUGGCUGCCCUGCAGCUACACAUCUGUGCUGCCUCCUUGCUCUUCCGUCCAAUCUCCCACCACGCCAUCGUGCAGGCUGCCGAACUGAAGAGAAAGGCUCGUACUGAAAGCGCAAAGGAUCAGUUGAUUCCUUCAGUCACAGCCUUCCCACAGUCUCGCGCCUCCCCGCCCUCACACCUCAAGGCCUUCUGGUGGAGGGUUAGGCAGCGUUAUGUCAGCUCGGAAAGCGUCAAAGAACAAGAACUGCAGCAUCAGGUUUCCUUCUUAAGAUCUGCUUCCAUGAUGAACAGUGUCCCCAAUCUAACCCUCUAUGCCCGCUCCUGGUCGGUGCCCGGAGGUCCAAGCCUCACUGAAAGUCGACCUUCUUUCAUCGUGGGCAGCAAGUCCUCUCUUUCCAAUAAUUCAACCAGCAAGUGGUCCUUAAGCAAGCUCUCGCUGUUUGCAGAGCAUCCCAGCGUGCUACGUUUGAACUCUGAAGACGAAAGCACCGGAAGAUGUUCGCCAGUGCACAUGCAUCAGCACGGUGGCUCCCGCCGCUCGUCUCUUCCUCGUGUCCUGGGGGUGGGAGUUGAUCGCAGACCUUCACUCUCUCGCCAAACAUCGAUCCGCACGGUGCAGAACAGGAUUAUGGAGUCCGUCUUGGAGCAGGACAAGGAAGACACCCAAGAAAUUCUGCGAACAGCUCUCGCAGAAUGUAAUGAAGUGGAUGAAGACGAAAUAAUAGAAAGGGUGAAAGGGAGGAAGAAGGAAAAUAUGAAUGGGGUAAUUAAAAAAGAAACAAAAGAUAUUGAGAAAGAUAAGACUGUGCAGGUGGAAGAUGAUAAGGAAAUAAUAAGAAAAUCAAACUGUUGUGUUCAGUGUUUGCGAGGACUCUGCGACGCCUCGCUCUUCCAAGACGGAUUGUUUUGGGUGGUGGCCAUUUCCGUGUUCCUUGUAGCUUGCGGAACACCCUUCUCCUUGUUUUAUCUGCCUUCUUACGCAGAAUCUAUCGACAUUUCUUCCUCCGUCACCACCAGCAUGCUGUCGAUCUCGUCCAUCCUGGACUUGGUCGGCCGCCUGGGCUGCGGCUUCGUCUCGGAUCUUCACAUCUUUCAGCUUCACCACGUCUACUUCUUCAGUGCUCUCGCGGGGGGUGUGGCGACGCUGACCCUGCCGCACAUCACCAGCGCCUCGGGUCUCACUGCAGUCCUCUGCCUGUUCGGGUUCUCCAUCGGGUCCUGGUUCGUCCUGAUCCCCGCGAUGCUCGCCGCCCACCACGGGGCCUCCAAGCUGGCCGCCUCCUACGGCAUGGUCAGGCUAUUCAACGGCAUCAUGAACUUUAUAUCCCCACAGGCGACUGGCGUGGUGUACGACGCGACGCAGAGCUACACGGCGGUGUACACUGUCAUGGGCUCCAGCAUGGUGGCGGGCUCCGUGCUGGUGUUGUUGGCGCCGCUGUUCCGCCGGAAGAAGAAUAAAAACAGCGACAGUGCCAAUAAGGGAAUCACAAGUGAUGAAUACAAGAAAAAUUCCAAAGUGAAGGAAGAUAAUCCAGACGACAAUAUUGCAUAGGUGUUGGUGAGGGCGCGCCCUCCAUCAUCCCUCUGACUGCCUCAGCAAUUUGCGUGAUCGUUAUAAAUGGUGGCCGGCGCCCAUGGGGUCGAUAUUCCACGAUAGUGAAGGUGCAGGAAGUCGAGGCGAGUGUGGGCGCGUGGCGGCGAGAUACCUCGCAGCACGCGAGCCAGUCUGUCCGCCCAUCAUGUAAUCAAAUUCAAUUUAUAUUUGUUACAGUGAGCUUAGAAACUCAGAGAUAGGCUAUAUACGUAUACUAUUAUUCAUAGUCACUGGAGUGUAGUGAUAAAUGUAGUAGUUAUAUAAUGUAAACCAUUAUUUUGUAAAAUAAAAAGAUAGAUGUGUUGUU
Molecule: messenger RNA, 3208 nt
Organism: Eriocheir sinensis (Chinese mitten crab)
Lineage: Eukaryota; Metazoa; Arthropoda; Malacostraca; Decapoda; Varunidae
Exons: 5
Coding region: 334-2859 (841 amino acids)
Biological process (GO): monocarboxylic acid transport; transmembrane transport
Molecular function (GO): monocarboxylic acid transmembrane transporter activity
Source: RefSeq, a predicted model, not a curated record